UUGCAAAUUAGACAGCAGGCUGCUCGCAAGUGGCGCGCGCGUCUCGGUUUCUAGGCGGAAAGAAAGUAGUUGCCCGCAACCCCCACCCACUUUGGGGAGGGAACCCGUCUCGCCUGCCGAUGAAGGACGAAGCCCCUUGGCGGGGGGUGCAGAAAAUGUCAUGCAGCCCGAAGGCUGCCGCGAUGGGGGGAAGGGGACGGCUGGAUAGGAAGCCUCUCGGCUCUUGCAAGUCGGGUGGGCAAGCCAGGCCUGUAAAGCUCCAUGUUGAUUACUCUGUGUGCCCCCUCCCAACCACUCAUUUCUCCUUAUUCCCCCACCCCCGCCUUGCCCCUCUUUGCCCAGGUCGGAGGUGGGUUUCCAGUCAGGUGCGCUGAGGCUGCUCGCCAUGUCACGGUCCGGGGACAGGACGUCUACCUUCGACCCCAGCCACAGCGACAAUCUGCUUCACGGCCUCAACCUGCUGUGGAGGAAGCAGCUCUUUUGCGACGUGACCCUGACGGCCCAAGGCCAACAGUUCCAUUGCCACAAGGCCGUGCUGGCCUCCUGCUCCCAGUACUUCCGAUCGCUCUUCUCCAGCACCGCCGGUGGAGGAGGCGGGGGAGGCGGCGGCGGCGGCGGGGGGAGCGGGCUUAAUCACCCCUUGGGCGUUGGACCAGGAGCUCAGGACGGCCUGCUUCCGAAGGAUCAGCAGCAGCAGGAGGAGCCCGGCACGCCCUCCUCCUCUCCGGAGGACAAGCUGUUGGCCAGCCCUAGGGCCAUCAACAACCUGGUGUUGCAAGGCUGCUCGUCGAUCGGACUGCGACUGGUGCUCGAGUACCUGUAUACCGCCAACGUGACCCUCUCCCUGGAUACGGUGGAGGAGGUCUUGUCGGUCAGCAAGAUCCUGCACAUCCCGCAGGUCACCAAGCUGUGCGUUCAGUUCCUCAACGACCAGAUUUCCGUGCAGAACUACAAGCAAGUGUGCAAGAUCGCAGCCUUACACGGCCUCGAAGAGACCAAGAAACUGGCCAACAAGUACCUUGUGGAGGACGUGCUGCUGCUCAACUUCGAGGAGAUGCGCGCCCUGCUAGACUCCUUGCCUCCCCCGGUAGAAUCGGAGCUGGCGCUCUUCCAGAUGUCCGUCCUGUGGCUGGAGCACGAUCGGGAGACCCGCAUGCAGUACGCCCCGGACCUCAUGAAGCGCCUACGCUUUGCCCUUAUCCCGGCUCCGGAGCUUGUCGAGCGGGUCCAGUCGGUGGAUUUCAUGCGUACGGACCCGGUCUGUCAGAAGCUACUUCUGGACGCCAUGAACUACCACCUGAUGCCUUUCAGGCAGCACUGCAGACAAAGUCUGGCCAGCAGAAUUCGUUCCAACAAGAAAAUGCUUUUAUUGGUUGGAGGGCUGCCUCCUGGACCUGACCGGCUUCCCAGCAAUUUGGUUCAGUAUUACGAUGAUGAAAAGAAGACAUGGAAAAUACUGACAAUUAUGCCAUACAAUAGUGCCCAUCACUGUGUUGUGGAAGUAGAAAAUUUUUUGUUCGUUCUGGGAGGAGAAGAUCAGUGGAAUCCUAAUGGCAAACACAGUACAAAUUUCGUCAGCCGAUAUGAUCCUAGGUUUAACAGCUGGAUACAACUUCCACCUAUGCAAGAAAGGAGAGCUAGUUUUUAUGCGUGUCGGCUUGAUAAGAACUUGUAUGUGAUUGGAGGGAGAAAUGAAACUGGCUACUUGUCAAGUGUGGAAUGUUAUAAUUUAGAGACAAAUGAGUGGCGUUAUGUAUCUUCCCUACCACAGCCUUUGGCAGCACAUGCAGGAGCUGUACAUAAUGGAAAAAUCUAUAUUUCAGGUGGUGUCCAUAAUGGUGAAUAUGUCCCCUGGCUCUAUUGCUAUGACCCUAUAAUGGAUGUCUGGGCUAGAAAACAAGAUAUGAACACAAAAAGAGCUAUCCACACGCUGGCCGUAAUGAAUGACCGACUGUAUGCAAUUGGAGGAAAUCAUUUGAAAGGUUUCUCUCACCUUGAUGUCAUGCUUGUGGAAUGUUAUGACCCAAAGGGAGACCAAUGGAAUAUUUUGCAAACUCCUAUUUUAGAGGGUCGAAGUGGUCCUGGAUGUGCAGUUCUUGAUGACAGCAUAUACCUUGUUGGAGGCUACAGCUGGAGUAUGGGAGCCUACAAAUCUUCUACUAUUUGUUAUAGUCCUGAGAAAGGAUCCUGGACAGAGCUCGAAGGAGAUGUAGCUGAGCCACUUGCGGGUCCCGCUUGCUCUACUGUCAUACUUCCUGCGUGUGUGCCGUACAACAAAUAAGUCCUGGAAAUGCAAAAGAGGACAUUGAUGCAUUCAGGAAAGGAAUGAUGGGAGAUGUAAUGAUUUUAAAGAACAGUUCUUUGGACCACAGACCACAAAAUCCUACUCCUACACCUGCAUUUAUGGUUUGUUUGUUUUUUUAAAAAAGAGACUAAGCAAAUUCCCAUCUCAGAUGAAUUGGUAUCUUGUCAGACUAGUAGGUUAGACGCAUGGAACACUGCACAUGUUGACAGAUGGCCAUUUCAGAUUGAUAUUUUCCCUGCUGCAGACCCAUAUACUGAUAACUAAAUUUAAAGAAAAUGAACAAGAACAUUACUGCACAUUAUGUUUUACUGCAUGGGAUCUGUGUUGAAGUAACAAUGAUAAUCCACUUGUAAUUCAAAAUUGCGAUACUGAAAAGCACUGAAUCGCAGAAUGGUCUGCUCCAUUUCUGUUGUAAUCCAUGACUGCUUUACGUACUCUGCAAGCAACAAACUUCAGAAGAAAACUCAGAGGUAAUAAUGUAAUGCUUUUAUUGCAAACAAAUUGGUUGUCCUGAUGUACACUUUGCCCUAACAUUCUCCUCAUUAAGAAUUGCAAAAAUGUUAUGGUAGCUUUCAGGAUCUGUGCCAAUCUUUAAUGUUAUUUGCAAGAGUAUAAAUUGAAAAUAAUUACUGCAAAAGUUCAAAGAUUCUGGUUUUUCUUCUUUCCACAGCAUACAAGCAUGUACUGUUUAGAGUGUUUUUAAAAAGUUUUGAUUAAUGUUUAAAAUCUGAUAAUUACAAAUGCCAUUUUGCAAAAAUGGUAAAUAUACUUUACUUUUCAUUUCCAAGGACAAAAUUCAAGUGCAGUACUUUUGUAACAUGAAGAUUUUGUGAUAUAUAAUAUUAGCAAAGAUUGGCAAAUUUCCUUAUUGUUUAAUAUUGAUAUAAUUAUAAACUACUCUUAUGCUAGAGUUAAAAAAAAUGCAGGUCUAACUCUGAGAGCUAACAUACUAAGGUAUGUUCUCGACUAAAUCCAAAUACAGAUAGUCCUCAAUUUAGGACCACAAUUGAGCCCAAAACUUCUGCUGCUAAGUGAGACAUUUGUUAAAUGAAUUUUGCUCCAUUUUACAAUCAAUCUUGUCACAGUUGUGAAAGUGAAUCACUGUAAGUGUUAAUAACAUGGUAGUUAAGUGACUCUGGCUUCCUCAUUGACUUUGCUUGUCAGAAGGAUACAAAAAGUGAUCACAUGACUCCAGGACACUGCAACCAUCGUAAACAUGAAUCAGUUGCCAAGCAUGUAAAUUUUGAUCACAUGAGCAUGGGGAUGCUGCAACGAAAAAUGGUCAUGUCACCUUUUUCAGUGAUGUUGUAACUUUGAACAGUCACUAAAUGAACUGUUGUAAGUCAAGGACUACCUGUAUAGUUUGCAGCUUCAAAAGCCAAACAAAACUGAACUGAAAGUAAGGCAGUUGUUGAGGAGUUGGAAUCUUCCAUAGAGGAAAUGCAGCAUAGAAAGAUUUGAGAGCAGAAAAGUGCAGAAGGAAUGUAUAACUUGAAGCUGUCGUGUUCUUCACAGUAAAUUGCUGUCUUUGGAAUCGUUCUUUAAAAAUUGGCAGCUGAUUACCUGCCUAUGUUUAAUGUCUAUUAAGCUGUAUAAUAUACACACACCCAAACAGUAAGUAACCUUUGUGAACAGUACAUGCAGAAUGCAAGACAGCAGAGACUGCGGAAUUUUUAUAUACUUCCUUUCAACUAUUGUGUGUCAGGUGACAUUCCUGCCAUUUUAGAUAUUUAGAUGUGGGUACAACAAAUAUUAUAAUUAACCAUAAUAUCUUAAGCUUGGGGCUGAAUGCUUGUAAAUCUGCAUUUCAGAAUGGAAACAGAUGUGAUAUAAAAACCUAGUGGCUCCCCCUAAGCUAUAAACAAUGAAUCAGAUGCUGGGCUUUGGUCUGCCUUUCUCACAUUCUUCAAGUGGGUGGUCUAUUCCUUUUUAUAUUAAAAAGAAUUCAUGAAAAGGGUACAAAUAAUAAUUUUUGAAUGGUGGAAACAAGCAGGAAGAGAGGAAACAAGCUGGAAAAACAUACAGAAUAUGGAAAGCUGCUUCAUAUAAAAUCAGACCUCUAGUUCUAUAUUGUUCUCCACAUUGACCUACCAUUUGUAUCCAAAUUGGGGCUGUGGUUGAGCUAUGGAUCAAAGUCUGUUGGAGAUUUUUAGAAACAAACACAAUGGUCACUAAUUUCUGACCUUCUUCAAGAUACAAUACCUCAUGCAUGGCAAGGAGGUCAAGUUUUAGCUACCGGUAGCUAAGUUUUGUGGAAUGCCAAUUCUCAUUCUCUCUCCCUCCCUUCCUCCCUCCCUCCCCCUCCUCUCUCUCAUGCUGUCUCUUAAAAAAAAAAUUGGAACAAGGCUUCAGAUUUCCUGUCCUCUGACCCAGCACUCAACACUUGGAUUGAACAGUGUGCAUUGCCACGAAAAGUUCAAUUCUGAUUUCUACCUACUUUCAUUUCCCACUCUUAUUUCCCUAUUUUGAUACGGAAAGUUCUGAUAUCCCAUCCCCUAACUGAUGCUCAGCAUUGUCAGGCCAUUAAGCAUUCUUGGUCUUUUGGCUUUUGGGGCAAUUAGGGGUUUCCUUGACCUAUCAGAUAACGUUCAGGAACAUCACAAAAGAAAGAGGAGUAUUGCCCUUCUGCUGUCCAAUAUUUGAACUACAGUCCUUUGACUAAUCCACUGGGCAGCUAGAUCUACUUUAGAGGGGGAAAAACAACAUGGGUUCCGCUCCAAAAUGGCUGUUUGUCCUCGCUUCUAGAUUAAAUUACAUUUACAUGCAUAUUUACUUAGAACUAAUAAGAAUUUAGACUCAUCUAUAUUUUGUUUAGGCUUUGAGCAAUGAAACACCUUUCUCCUAUCCUCAAGGCUUAGAUUAAAAUGUAGCACUGUAAGCAAAAUCUUGCGCUGCUGGAGUCAAGAUUUAAUCAUAUACCUGGUUGAGGCAACUGGCUUUGCCCUGCGCUCUAAGAAUCCCAUACAUUUGCUAGACUGAAAAUAGGACCAUUUCUCAUCAGUGCUAUACAAAAAUUGGAGGGUUUGUUGCUUCUAUCAUUUCUUCCACCGGAAUCAACUGAGGGCCCUUGCACUAUGCAGUUAUCUUGCCUAGGACUCAGGAAGAGUAGACUAAGAUUGGGAUUGAGUCAUAAUAUAAAUAAAGAGAUAUAUCUUGACUUUCUUGGGAUUCUGUAAACCUUCAUCUUAUUUCAACAACUUAUAACAAGCCAUAGAUGGUAUUUUUGAACACCAGUGUUGGGAACAAAUCCUAAAUUCAUGUAGAUUAGCACAGUUUCUGAAAAUUAAGUGAACUCGUGGUAUGUCUGUUUCAAAGUCUAGCUUGUAAUUUGUAUGAAUAUUGUAUAUUCGAAAAUGCAAGGCAAUACAUAACUUCAAAUGGGAUACAAAGGUGAAACAUAAAUAGGCAGAAUAAAAGAAGUAAUUUACUAGAUAAUAUUUCAUAAGGUUUGGGCUACUCAGAAAAUAUUAAAAAUAAAAAUUCAUAUGUGUUGUUCCACUAUGCCAUGAUUAUUAUUAUUGCUACAAUUAUAACUACUAUUAUUACUACCUGUAGUUGUUUUACUAAUGUUUACUCCAGUGAUACUAUAUAAUUUCACCAAAAUUGACUAGGUACUGCCUUACCCAGGUAGCAAAUCAUCGGUUGAAGGAAUUGUAUCUAAAGGGAAAAAGGGAAAACAAUAACAUUGUUAAUAAAUUCCUUGAAAUUAAAAUAUUUAUCCUGGAACUUCAUUCCAUUUUUGCUUAUGUUGUGGAAUUCUGAUAGAUUGUAUUUAUUUGUGUUAUUCAAUUCAAAUAUUUGUUUGUAAAAUAAUACAUUGUGCAAUCUUCAUUUGGGUGAAGGGAUGGUAUUUAGAAAUAUAUAUCUGUGUAUAUAAAUAUGUGAAAAGGAAACCUGUCACAAACACUACAUUAGAGAAUAUUUUAUGGCAUUAAAAAAAGAGUCAAACACUGAACAUUAUCAUGUGCCACUGUUAAAAUGCCACUUUAAGGGGUGGGGAUGGGGGUCUUAUCAUUUAAAAUUCUUUUUUAAGAAAUAUAAUUAAAGAAUUUAUGAGUAUUAUAUGUAAAUCUUUUUAACUCUCUAGAAGGCAUGACCAAGGAAAUCAUACAAAACACCAACAGUGUAAAUUUUGUACAAUAUUAUGCGUGUAUAAAUGAAGCUUGCUUGUAGGGUGAGGGGACUUUAAAUAAAAUCUUAUGUACUUA
This is a messenger RNA of Pantherophis guttatus, 6513 nucleotides long. It is a transcript of the gene KLHL14, whose product is annotated as kelch like family member 14. Gene Ontology annotation, cellular component: endoplasmic reticulum; neuronal cell body; neuron projection. Lineage: Eukaryota; Metazoa; Chordata; Lepidosauria; Squamata; Colubridae. The record is from RefSeq and is a predicted model, not a curated record. Gene Ontology annotation, molecular function: protein binding.